AUGUCAGACUUCUGGGCCCCACCUCCACCGCCGAAGACGAGGCUUGGGCGGCACCGCCAGCUGGCGCGCCUCGCGGGCGUUCACGUCUCGCCCAUCUGCCUCGGGGCGAUGAGCAUCGGGGACAGGUGGACGCAGAUGGGCACGAUGGACAAGGACCAGAGCUUCCGGCUGCUCGAUGCGUUUUACGAUGCUGGUGGAAACUUUAUCGACACCGCGAACAUGUACCAGGAUGGGAGCUCAGAAGAGUUCUUGGGUGAGUGGAUGCAGGAACGCGGAUUGCGGGAUCAGUUGAUCAUCGCGACAAAGUACACGAACAACUACAAGCGCAGCGAGAACUACCGGCAGAAAACAACGUUCACUGGAAACAACAUGAAGUCCCUGUACCUGUCAGUCGAGAACUCCUUGAAGAAACUGCGGACGGACUACAUCGACAUCCUUUACGUCCACUGGUGGGACUGGACGUGUGGCAUCGAAGAAGUCAUGAACGGCUUGCACUAUCUCGUUCAACAGAGGAAGGUACUCUACCUGGGAGUCUCCGACACGCCGGCUUGGGUCGUGUCAGAGGCAAACAUGUACGCCCGGCUCACAGGCAAGGCGCCGUUCGUGAUAUACCAAGGCUCAUGGAGCGCCCUCGACCGAGACAUCGAGCGCGAGAUUAUCCCGAUGUGUCGGGUACAAGGCAUGGCCAUCGCGCCUUGGAAUGUCUUGGGAGCUGGUAGGAUCCGCACCGACGAGGAGGAAGAGCGUCGUCGUCAGAGCGGAGAACGAGGCCGGACCAUCCUGGACGGCCAAUGGGAGCGCACGGCAGAGCAAAAGAAGGUAUGCCAAGUACUUGAGAAGGUCGCAGGCGAGGUCGGCGUAAAGAGUAUCACGGCCGUGGCGAUCGCAUACGUGAUGCAGAAGACGCCUUUCGUGUUCCCCAUUAUCGGAGGCCGUAAGGUCGAGCAGCUGAUGGACAACCUGAAGGCCCUGGAAAUCUCGCUCAGUCCCGAACAUAUCGCAUUAAUAGACAGCGCGCAACCGUUCGUACCAGGCUUUCCUUACGACAUCAUUGGCGACGGGACUGCGUACUCGGAUCCGUUCAAAUGUGGCGGCCACUUCGACAAGUGGCCUGUGCAGCAGGCGCUCCGCCCCCGGUGAACCAUGGCAAGGUGGUGAGAAACAUCCGCAUUGCUGUUUCUCUAAUGUGUCUCCAGCUGCAUAUCAUUUCCGCACUGGGUGCAAUGUC
Molecule: messenger RNA, 1228 nt
Organism: Fomitopsis serialis
Lineage: Eukaryota; Fungi; Basidiomycota; Agaricomycetes; Polyporales; Fomitopsidaceae
Product: Aldo/keto reductase
Exons: 9
Coding region: 1-1140 (379 amino acids)
Source: RefSeq, a predicted model, not a curated record